AGCGGUGGCGGGCGCGGGGGGAGAAAGCCAGGCGCUCCUGGGAGCCCGCCCCUCCGUCGUCACAUGAUCGCGCGGGGCGGAAAACGCGAACCCGAGGCCGCCGCGACGCCCUGACGGGUCGGCGAGAAGGAAUCUUCAAAAAUCCCUCUCCACUAUUUGGGAUGCUGCCCAAACCUGGGAUCUAUUACUUCCCCUGGGAAGUCAGUGCUGGCCAAGUUCCCGAUGGGGGCGCGCUGAGAACAUUCGGCAGGUUGUGCCUCUAUGAUAUGACCCAAUCCCGAAUGACCCUGCGAGCUCAGCAUGGAUCUGACGAGCACCAGAUCCUGGUCUGCACCAAGCUAGUGGAGCCAUUCCAAGCCCAAGUGGACUCCCUGUACCUUGUCCUUGGGGAGCUCGAACACCAAGACGGAGGCUCCGUGGUGAAGGCCCGGGUGCUGACUUGUGUGGAAGGAAUGAACCUACCCUUGUUAGAACAAGCCGUGCGGGAGCAGAGGAGCUCUGCGGCCAUGGAUGUGUUCCAGAAGGUAGAGAAGAUCGGAGAGGGCACCUAUGGGGUGGUGUAUAAGGCCAAGAACAAGGAGACAGGGCAGCUUGUGGCCCUCAAGAAGAUCAGGCUGGAUUUGGAAACCGAGGGAGUCCCGAGCACCGCCAUCAGGGAGAUCUCCCUGCUCAAAGAGCUUAAGCACCCCAACAUCGUCAGGCUGCUGGACGUGGUGCACAGUGAGAAGAAGCUUUACCUGGUGUUUGAGUUCCUCAGCCAGGACCUGAAGAAGUACAUGGACUCGGCGCCGGCCUCCGAGCUGCCCCUGCACCUGGUCAAGAGCUACCUCUUCCAGCUGCUGCAGGGGGUGAGCUUCUGCCACUCUCAUCGGGUCAUCCACCGAGACCUGAAGCCCCAGAACCUACUCAUCAACGAGCUGGGGGCCAUCAAGCUGGCCGACUUCGGACUGGCUCGAGCCUUCGGGGUGCCCCUGCGCACCUACACCCACGAGGUGGUGACGCUCUGGUAUCGCGCCCCUGAGAUCCUCUUGGGCACCAAGUUCUAUUCCACAGCUGUGGACGUCUGGAGCAUUGGUUGCAUCUUUGCCGAGAUGGUGACCCGCAGAGCCCUGUUUCCUGGUGACUCUGAGAUUGACCAGCUCUUUCGAAUCUUUCGGACCCUGGGGACACCCAGUGAAGCCACGUGGCCAGGGGUCACCCAGCUGCCUGAGUAUAAGGGCAGUUUCCCCAAGUGGACCAGGAAGGGGCUGGAGGAGAUUGUGCCCAGUCUGGAACCAGAGGGCAAGGACCUGCUCAUGCAACUCCUGCAGUACGACCCCAGCCAGCGGAUCUCAGCCAAGGCUGCCCUUGUGCACCCCUACUUCUCAUCUGCUGAGACCUCCCCAGCUCCCCACCAGUGUGUGCUGGAGCGUUUCUGCCGAUGAGGAGGUGAGAGGCCCUCAGCCUCGGGGCCUCUCUCCGGCUGCCUCCCUUCCCACUUCCCCCAGAAAGAGAACAAUCUGGGAGAGAGCAAAACUUUGAGGAAUUUGGCAUCAGCCUCCAGAGAGCUGAGUUUGGGUGUUAGUUUUGUCAGCAGGUUAGCACGUUCCCGUGAUGUUUGUUGGGUUCAACAGGGCCGUUUCAAGAUGGGGGUAGUUAGUCUUGGCUCCCUGGCGCUGGAACAAUAGUUACCAAGGCGGGUGGGAAGCCUGCCCUCUGGCAGCGAGGCAGAGCCAGCCCCCGCCCCCCAGCAGAAGGGUGCCCCCUGCUGGUCUUUACGACUUUAAAAUGUUUUGGGAGAAAAGCUGCAUUCCAGUUAAGCGUCUGAGUUAAACAGGGAGCGCGGCCAGGGAGAGGGAGGAUAUUUUCCUGAUCCCAGCGUAGGUCGGGGUGUGUGGCGGGUUCUAAGUAGUUGUCUGUACUCAGGAUAUGCUUAUGUUCGUUUGCCUCUGGCUUUGAGAACAGGAAAUAAAAGUGAUGCGUUCGUUCCUGA
Nyctereutes procyonoides (raccoon dog) is the source of this 1972-nucleotide messenger RNA. RefSeq names its product cyclin dependent kinase 3 (gene CDK3). The transcript has 11 exons. Gene Ontology annotation, molecular function: ATP binding; single-stranded DNA binding; cyclin binding. Bases 162 to 1424 code for a protein of 420 amino acids. Lineage: Eukaryota; Metazoa; Chordata; Mammalia; Carnivora; Canidae. Gene Ontology annotation, cellular component: cytoplasm; CST complex; cyclin-dependent protein kinase holoenzyme complex. Gene Ontology annotation, biological process: regulation of gene expression; signal transduction; G1/S transition of mitotic cell cycle. The record is from RefSeq and is a predicted model, not a curated record.